Molecule: messenger RNA, 2297 nt
Organism: Rhodotorula graminis WP1
Lineage: Eukaryota; Fungi; Basidiomycota; Microbotryomycetes; Sporidiobolales; Sporidiobolaceae
Exons: 2
Coding region: 57-2297 (746 amino acids)
Source: RefSeq, a predicted model, not a curated record
CCCACCUCCUCCAGCACCACAGCGCGACCAGGUCGUUCCACCCACGCCUCGCCACCAUGUCCAACAAUCGUCCACCGAGCGCUCGCUCCGCCUCGUCCACCCCGCCCGAGCCCUUCCUCCUCUCGAUCCUCCACCACCUCCUCUCGCCCUUCCCCUCGCCGCUCCCGCCGGCGCUCCUCAGUCAGACGUCCCGCCAGGCCAUCCACUACCUCUCGAUCUCGGCAGACGACGAGGUCUACUGGACCUGCGGCCGCAAAGACGACCAGGUCGCCCUUCGCCGCCAAGAGCUCGUCGAAGCCGGUAACCUCGACGACCUCGUCCUGUCGCACCCUCGGUUCGCCUUCGACCUCGACGAGACCAAGGCCCUCAUCUCGCUCUCGCUCCCGCACUCGGCCUCGUCUCGGUCCCUCGGCGUCGUCCUCGUGUGGGAGGACAGCACGUCGCCCUUGGCCGCCGCGACGGGCGGCGUGACCGCCGGCCUCGAGCGCAAGCCCGACGAGGACGACAUCCGGCCUGGGUGGACCUUCCUCGAGCUCCAGCAGGUCGACGACGCGGCCCUCGAGACGUCGCAGCGCCACUGGCACCCGUCGCUCGCCGAGGCCGUCGAGACGACGACGUCGAGCCUCGUCGACAAGGCGGCACCCGGCCGCGCCGACUCGUCGCCCUCGGCGGCGGCGCGGGACGAGGAGAACCGUGCGCGGUUCGCCGAGGCCGCGGGCGCGAGCGACUGCGAGGGCACCACCCCGGGCGGCAUCGGCUCCGCCAACGACUUCUGGUCCGGGUGGAGCGAUGACGAGGGCGACUCGGCGGGCAAGGUCGUCUUGAACGGCGGCGGCGGCGGCGGCGGAGGGGCGCACGGCGAGGACGACGCCGACGAUGACUAUUGGAGCUCGUACGGCGCUGUCGACAGCCAGGUCGGUAGCGAGGCGGCCGACGACGAGGACGACGAGCGCGGCCGAGUCGAGGAGCGAGCAGGGUCGAGCCUCGGCGCCGGCGCUCGCGCGCACCGCUCCGCGACCAUCACGCCUGCGACGGCCGGCUUGGCGGCGGCCAGCCUGCCGUCCUCGCCGUCGACCGAGCAGCAGGAGCAGCAGCUGUCGUCCUCGAGCGCCGAGCUGCCCAGCUCGCCCGCUCACCGCGACCUUCCUCCCCCUCCGCCGGCGGCCGACACCGCCCACUCGUCCCCCUUCUCGGUGUCUCAGUACUUGAGCACGCCUUCACCCCGUACCCUCGCCUACCCGUCCUCGCCGAGCACGCUCCGCCCUUCCACGCCGCCGCCUCGCGCCCCGUCGCACGAGCGCUCGCGCCCAGCCGCCGCCGCCGCCGCCGCCGCACCCGUCAAGAGUCCUCAGCGCCCGUCGCACACGCGCAAACCCUCGGACGUCACCAAGGCGCUGCCCUCCUUCCCGGCGUUCCCGGUCCUGCCUCGCACCAAGAGCAACUCGACGCUCACGCCGGGCAUGAUGUACCCCGGGUCGGCGCCGACCUCGCCCAAGGUCGGUAACGGUCGUCCUGCACCACCGGCGGCGUCGACGACCGACAAGUCGCUGCCGCCUGCGCCCUCGCCCGCACCGUCGGCGCAACAGCUCUACGUCCACCACCGCCCCGAGACGUUCGCGCCGCAGUACGCGCACCUCAUCCCUGUCGGGCGCGACGCGACGGCCCGCAUCGCCGGCGCGCACGAGGUGCAGCAGCCGAGCUCGGCGCCGCAAGGGUCGCUCACGGCGCCGCUCCCGCCGUCGGCCAAGUUCCCCGAGUCGCCCUCGUCCUCUUCAGCCGCAUCGUUCGUCACCGGCGCCUCGCCGAUGCAGCAUGCUCCCGAGUACGAGCACGGGCAGGCCCAGCCGAGCUUCCUCGCCGAGCCCCACGACGACGACGCCGACGACGCCGAGGAGCGCGUGCGGCUCGACCGGCUCGCGAGCGUCGGCUCGCUCGACGGCGGCCUCAGCAUCGCGAGCACGUCGCUCACGAGCAUGCUCCUCGGGCGCCGGUUCUCGACCUCGACCGGGCUCGAGGGCUACGGCGAGCAGGGCGAGGAGGGCAGCGCCAGCGCCGCAGGGACCGCGCGCCACUUUCCGCUGCCGCCGUCGCACAGCGGCGCGAGCGCGAGCGGCGACGAGCACGAGGGCGCGGCGACGGGCUCGCUCGGCGGCAGCAGGAGCGGCGAGGCCGAGAGCCUGCGCUUCGCCAUGGCGGGCCUGUGGGGCCUGUUCGCCAGCGGCGCGAGGACGCCCGCCGAGCGGGCCGAGCGGCACAGGGUGUGGGAGCGGGUCGCGGCCGAGGUGCCGAGGAGCUGA